AUGGCACCCCAAAAGCUACCACCAAAGACGCAGCAGCAGCAGAGUCAGAGUCAGGGUGCUGCCAAACCCAAGGCCAAACCCAAACCAAGAAAAGAAAUGGAAUCUACGACUACCACUACUAGUAGUCAGCCGGCGAUUCCAGAGCAUGAAGUCAAACAAAGCUCGUCCAUGAGCGCGCAGCUCGCGCUUGAAGCAGGAAAGAAGGCGUACGAGUUACGCCAAGCAGCGUACGGCGCGGGCGACCCGAAUGCUCGUGAAGAAAUCCUGGCGAAAGCCAUCAACAAAGAAAUCGAAGCGGAAUCUUUCGGCAAGGCCGCAAAAUACACCCGCUCGGGAGCAUUCCAAGGACUUGCGGCUGGCGCUGGCCUAGGCGUCCAACCAGGCGUUACACUCGGGAGACUGACGGGGGCGUUAGUCGGCGGUUUGGUGUCUUCGGUAGGCGCUGUGUUAGGCGGGGGGAUCGGGUCCGCGUACGGCGCCAUCAGUGGUCCAUUCUGGGAUCUGGGACAAAUAGCAAGUCAAGGCGUGAGGAGUGUUGUAGGGGACUUUCCGAAUUGGGAAGCCACUGCAAGCCAGAAGAAGGCACUGGAGAAGAUGGUGAUGGGAGCCCAGCAGACCAAGACUCCGAGUCAAGGCGAAUUAGAGGAGAUGCGGGACGACGAUGGAGGCGGCAGCUCCGAAGACUACCAAGAGUGGGCGAGGGAUCUGACGAGCUGGAUGCCCUCGAUGCCCAGCAUGCCCAGCAUGCCCUCGAUGUCUUCGAUGCCGUCCAUACCGGGGUUUGGAGGAGGGCAAGCCAAAGCGUCUAAACCGCAAAACUCUGCUUCGGCUGGACCCAAGGCGACGAUUUCUCCCGCCUCCAAAUCACCCCAGUCACAAAAGACACCAGCAACACAAGCAACAUCUUCGAAGCCGCAAGCUGCUCCCACGACGGCGAGCGGCCCAACCGCAAAAUCGCAACCGUCUCAAGCUUCUCAGAAAGCGGAAGAGACGGCAGUAAAGAAGAAGCCGAAAAAGUUGGAGGUGAGGUCGACAAAUAGCACUGCCUCACAAUCAAAUCCCGCGGCCGCUCGAAAGCCUCCGCCCAAGUUGGAACAGCGGCGUAAACCCGCGGCGGCGGAUGCGUGA
This is a messenger RNA of Exophiala aquamarina CBS 119918, 1128 nucleotides long. RefSeq lists its product as uncharacterized. The transcript has a single exon. Bases 1 to 1128 code for a protein of 375 amino acids. The record is from RefSeq and is a predicted model, not a curated record. NCBI's taxonomy places the organism in Eukaryota, Fungi, Ascomycota, Eurotiomycetes, Chaetothyriales, Herpotrichiellaceae.